AUGGGGCUUUGGAGCUCGACUUGCGUUUGUCGCAGAGCCCGCUGGAUCUCCAGCCGGCCGGCUUCGCCGGUAGACUGGGCCAAGGAGUGGAUUUGGGAAACGAUGGAAUCCAUUUCGAAGAUGAAUGCUAGUAAAAUCAAGUUUAUUUGGCUUGACUGCAGUCACGAUGCGAGUCGAGAAGAAUCGAUCGAGAUCCUCGCGGUCGCGCCCGGUUUCCUGCCAUUUCUGCCGGUCGCCCGGGGCGUUCCAUGUCGCCAGGAUGAUGAAUUAACGGCAGCAACGGACCGUUCAGAAGAGGCACCGCCGUCGUCUUCGAAGUCAUUCGAGUCGGAUGUAUUGGCACGCCUGCGUCGGCUAGAGGAGGUAGUGAUCGGGCACCGCGGCUCUCCAGCCUCGAAUCAAACUGGCUCUCCGCCGUCGCAUGCCUUGUUUGCACAGAAACUGAUUAAAUCCCGCGUGGAGAGCACUCAUAGGUCUCCGGAGAGCGAUGUAGGCUGGUUGGAAGAAGCUAUCACCCAGCCUAGCUCCACUCAUACUCUUCUCCCAUAUGAUAUGGAGCUCAAAGCUUGCCCGAUUGACAGUGCUGCUGCCGAUGGCCCGAACACCAACCAAAGCACCGCGACUAGAUGCUGCUGGCUGCCAUUGCACGAGGAAUCGAGGCAAAUCGUCGACAAGUACCUUACCGACAUAACGCAUUUACACCAUGUGGUCCAUGCCCCGUCCGUACGGGCAGCCGUGGAUGAUAUCUACUCAUGUCUAGAUCGGAAAGACCCGAUCAAGCUGGGAUACGCUGCGCUUCUGUUGGCUAUCAUCUCUAGCACGACCUUCUUCUGGACAGAGCGCGACAUAGACCGACCGUUAUUUUCCUCGGUGGAAGAGGCCAACGAGCAGACGCCAAAAUGGCUGAGGCGAACACUGGAAUUGCUGGAAUACUCUCGCCGCGCAGGCGCGGAUUCAAUUGAGGAUGUACAGGCGUCUAUCAUCAUUGGCUAUCUGAUCUGCAAUAUUGUGGGUAUCACAUCUCAGGCACACUUCUGGUUCGGGUCCGCGACAUCUAUAGCCAGGCAAUUGUCUCUCCAUCGAAUAGACCAUCCAGAGAAUGGAGACUUGGACGUCCCCAAGCCGGAAUCUGUUGAAGCCGAGGUGGCUAGGAGGGUGUGGUGGAAUCUCGUCGGGACUGAUUGGCAAUUUUCCCAAUUCGCAGGUCCCCAGAAAGGUGUAUAUACGAUCCAUCCCCGGCAAAUGGCGACAAGAAAACCACUCAAUAUGAACGAUGAGGACCUUUUCGAUGGCAUGGGAGCAGUCGGCCAGUCGAUCGAUCAACCAACGUCCAUGUCGUAUUGCCUUCAAAGAAUUCGGCUUGGAGAGCUGUGCCGCGAGCUCACAGAUAGCGAACCUUUUGCGACAAUGGGCACCACAACCCCGGACUACCAGAGGAUCAAGGAUAUUGAUUCGAAAAUGAGCGAUGCUACAGACCCGAAAUACUCCUACUCGCGAGACGCUUGCCUCGAGGCAGCACGCAUGGUAAUUCGUACGGAACGACAACUCUCCACAGAGUCGCUGCCAUUUGUCUUAAUGCGCCUCAAAUCCUCUGGUAUCUUGCACUGCGUGUGCAUGGCUAUCAUCGUCCUCUUGAUGGACCUCUGCCUGAGCAAGAGUGCCCGGGUAGAGGAUGACCGGGUGCGCCGAAUGGAGAUCUUCGACGCCUUUGGUAUUUUGGAAGAGGCGAAAGACCAGUCACCCUUCGCUGAGAGAAUCCUGGAAUCGUUCUACUCUAUCUUACGGCGUUACAAUAUUCCCUUUGUCUCUGCUGACAUACAACCGACUUCGCGGUUCAAAGGCAAUUCCAAAAUUCAAACAGCUCUUGCCGCUGAGCCGCCAGCGUUUCCUGCCGGAGAACCUGAUCCAGGCAGUGAAGGGCAGAUAUUUGACAUGGCUAUUCCAUUUUUUGAUUUGAGCUGGGAGACAUUGGACACUAGUGUGGAUCUGACUGCUCUUGAUUGGGAUACCCUGUUCCAAGAGUUGGAUCCUUCGUUUGUGACAAUGUAA
Messenger RNA from Penicillium argentinense, 2049 nucleotides. RefSeq names its product fungal specific transcription factor domain-containing protein. The record is from RefSeq and is a predicted model, not a curated record. Lineage: Eukaryota; Fungi; Ascomycota; Eurotiomycetes; Eurotiales; Aspergillaceae. Gene Ontology annotation, biological process: DNA-templated transcription. The transcript has 7 exons. Gene Ontology annotation, molecular function: zinc ion binding; DNA binding. The coding region runs from base 1 to 2049 and encodes 682 amino acids.